CAGUGUGUUACAGCAAGGUGAGAAAGUUUUGCGCGCCGCUCUCAGGCAGCAGUCGUCCAGUUGCAGCCGCCGACUGCACUUGCAACUCCACUUUUUUAUGGAUUUGUGACACACGCCACACUUUCCGCGCCGUCCUCCGUCUAGUAGCUUGUGAUAAAUCACCUCGUGCACAUUCACCGCAAGGACAUGACACACUUGUUUUCUUCGGCCGGCGCACGCCUCGCCCUGGUGGAACAGGAGGACUCCUCCGCCGAUCAAAUCCUCUUUGGCAAGAACAACAACCACGGACAAUGCUACUCGCAGUGUACCGCCAGGAGGAUCGCCAAGAACAAGGAGGAGAACGGUGUGACCGAGAAGGAGGCGGAGGCACUGGGUGAGAAGAGUCCAUCUGAGAAGGAAGCGUCGGCCGCCGACUACAGCAACUUUAUCCUUACCUACGAUGAAGCGCCAGGAUACCUCAAAUUCAACCCAUACAUCCGCUCUGGAUACAGAGGCUUCCUUACAACCAAAAUGUGCAUUGAGAGCAUAUUCUGGUGGACCAACGAGACAGUCAACAUCUGGAGCCACAUUUUCGGCUGGAUGCUCUUCCUCGGGCUCACCUUGUACGACCUGAUGCUGCUCAACAUACACGCGUCGGCCCUUGACAAGAUGAUCGUCGGCCUUCUCCUUCUUUGUUUCCAGGCUUGCAUGAUUCUCUCCAGCGCUUACCACACCUUCUCGUGUAAGUCGGAAAAAGCCUACAGCUGCUUCUUGACGUAUGACCUGUGUGGAAUCGCGCUCAGCAUCCUUGCAAUUUACAUGUCUGGUGUCUACUACGCCUUCUGGUGCUACUCAGAAUGGCAGCAGUUUUAUUUGCUCACGGUCUGCCUGAUCUUCGCGCUGGCGAUGGCCCUGCAGUACCCUGCAUUCCAGGUGGACUCUCACACCAAAAUGCUCGUGUUCGUCGGCUGGGCGGCAUACGGCGUUGUGCCCACCAUCCACUGGGUGAUCAUGAUGGGCGGCUGGCAGAACCCGAUCGUCGUGCUGCUGCUGCCAAGAGUGCUCGGAAUGUACGCAAUAGUCAGCCUGGCUUUCGCCAUUUACAUCACCAGGAUACCCGAGAGAUUUGUGCCAGGUUGGGUAGAUUACGUCGGUUCGUCGCACCAAUGGUGGCAUGUGAUAAUUGUGGGUGCCUUUUAUUACUGGCACAACACGGGCAUCAAGUACGUCGAGUACCGCAUGAAUCACGGCUGUGCUAAUGACCUCAGAUUUUAAAUUGUGACAAACAAUCACGCAAGCACGCACACGCAGAAUUGGUCGAUUUGAUACAAUCGCCUAGUUUUCGACGCACGAGCGCAUCCCAGUGUGUUUUUACUUCUUUAUUGUUGAGAGAAUCGGCGUCGGGAGGUCGUCGGUCGAGUGCUGGUUCAUGCACACCGCGCCCACCCCCGCAAGGUUCGUGUCCACGGAUUUUAAAGACGACUCACACUCUCACUGUGACAUAGUUUUGUAAGCAUUAAGUGCCAACGCUACCUUCAUUUUAUUGCUGUUAUUGCAGACACAUAUUUUUUGUUAAAUAAGAAUAAUAAAUUUUAAAAAGACAUACACAUUAAA
Messenger RNA from Cloeon dipterum, 1593 nucleotides. RefSeq names its product progestin and adipoQ receptor family member 3. The record is from RefSeq and is a predicted model, not a curated record. The coding region runs from base 187 to 1254 and encodes 355 amino acids. The transcript has 8 exons. Lineage: Eukaryota; Metazoa; Arthropoda; Insecta; Ephemeroptera; Baetidae. Gene Ontology annotation, molecular function: signaling receptor activity. Gene Ontology annotation, cellular component: membrane.